AUGAAGCGAACGCUUCGACUUGUAACCUGGAAUAUCAAUGGAUUGCGUGCGGUGCUACAGCGUUUAGGGCAGAGUGUACAAGAGUUUCUAGAGAACCUUGAAGCUGAUAUCAUUUGUCUGCAAGAGACGAAAAUAACGCGUUCGGAACUCGAUCAGGAGUUGGUGCGGCCGCCAGGCUUUGACGCCUUCUACUCCUUUUGCCGGCAUCGAGGGGGAUACUCUGGUGUGGUGACAUUUGUUAGGAACGAUUUGCCAACCAUAGCUGCUGAAGAAGGGCUGACGGGUAUUUGGCACACUCAAGACAGUGUGGGGCACAUUGGAUCUCUACACAACGAGCUUUCGACGAAACUGGUGCAUGAACUGGAGUCCGAGGGACGUUGUGUCAUCACCAACCAUCAAGCAUUUGUUCUCCUCAAUAUUUACUGUCCAGCUUUAUCCUCUGCAGAUCGGUUGGAAUACAAACUUCAAUUCCACGCAUUGCUAGAAGACAGGGUCAAGGCUUUACGAGAAGCGAACAAGCGCGUCGUCAUCGUAGGCGAUAUCAAUAUUGCGCAUCGGGAAAUUGAUCAUUGCGAUCCAGGCGCUCAUCGAUCUGAUUGUAGUUCUUUUGCGGAUCAUCCGUGUAGAAAGUGGAUGGACGAUUUCCUCGGACUGCCCGAAGAGAUGAAGAUGCCAGUACCUUGGGAACGUAAUAAUGACAGAUAUAUGGAGGGGAAAUGUGCCGCUAAAAUUGUCGAUGUUUUUCGGCAUCUGCAUCCUAAUCAGACUAAGGCUUUUACGUGCUGGAACACCUUAACAGGGGCACGCCAAACAAACUAUGGAACUCGGAUCGACUAUAUAUUAGUAGAUGCCGUAUUUCUUACUUGUGUAUCCUCUUGCAGCAUUGAAGCAGAACGCCUCGGAUCUGAUCAUUGCCCGGUAGUUAUGUCUUGCACCGUAGAGGUCAAAACUGAUUCCGGCACCAACAUUGGAGGUGUUGCUGCAUUAUGCGCGAAGAAUUAUGUGGAGUUCUCAGGCACGCAGCAGAGCAUUGAAGCGUUUGUCGUACAGAGUCAGAAUACUAUUGAGAACCAAAAUACUGGAGCAAGCUUCACGUUUUUGUCAGCAUCUCCAGGAGCCUUUGGUUCGGGUAAACUCCGUUCCAAAUCGCGAAAAAAUUGUGGCCAACAGUCUAUAACUUCGUACUUCAGUCAUAGAGUUGCAAAACGAAAGUCGACAUCUCCUGGCAAACUUUCCGAGAUAGAAGGGUUUCUUGCAGACCAAAUGCUGUCAAAGAAAUCAGCAAAGGACAAGGUUGCUGAAGAAGGGAAAAUAAAAUGGCAGCAAGUGCUUAGUGGACGGCCUCCCCCAACACCUAUGUGCUAUUGCGGCCAGCCCACUGUACUUCGAUCAGUAUUGAAGGCAAACGACAAUAGGGGACGCAAGUUUUACGUCUGUACUAAACCAGCGGGUGAGAAGAGCAAUCCUAAAGCUCGGUGUAAUUUUUUUAUGUGGGCCGAUAACAAAGGAGCAAAAAAGCCGAAGGACCAUGCUGCAACACUGUGA
Peronospora belbahrii is the source of this 1545-nucleotide messenger RNA. The record is from the annotation of a GenBank genome assembly. Lineage: Eukaryota; Oomycota; Peronosporomycetes; Peronosporales; Peronosporaceae.